CAUGAAUCCCGCUAGAGAGGGAGGGCUGACUAAGAGCGGGGACUCUCAGACUCACAGGUCGACACAUCUUUUCAUGCGGAGAAGCGGCGCCGUUAAACCACCAGUUUUUGGUUUCCCAAACCGACUCCGGCCCGGGCCUCCAGUCCGCGGUCUCGAGUUUGACAACGGCCGGUAGAGACGGACGCCCGUCGGCUCAACGCUGCCAGCCAAGCCCCUGUGCCCCACCAGCAUCAUGGGAGACAGCAGAGAUUCUCGGAGUCCAGACAGUUCGUCUGUUUCGUCCCCUCCUUCGGGCCAACGCUCACCAGCGCUGGUGCCCUCCGCUGCAGCUUCCAUGACCUCGCUGCCACCUAUCACCUCUGCUGGGGUCAACAGCCCUGUCAGUAGCAUUGGCUCCCCCUUUUCUGUGAUAAGCUCAUCUCUGGGCUCACCCUGCCUACCUGGUACCCCGUCAGUGGGUUAUGGCCCAAUAAGCAGCCCUCAGAUCAAUUCAACAGUGUCCAUGUCAGGGCUCCAUGCAGUGAGCAGCUCUGACGAUGUGAAACCUCCACUGGGUUUGAAGUCGCUGUCACCCCACAGUCCAGGUCCGAUGCUUUCCCAGAAACGUCUUUGUUCCAUCUGCGGAGACAGAUCCUCUGGUAAGCACUAUGGUGUCUAUAGCUGUGAGGGCUGCAAAGGCUUCUUCAAGAGAACUGUGCGGAAAGACCUGACUUACACCUGUCGGGACAAUAAAGACUGUACAGUGGAUAAAAGACAGAGGAACCGCUGCCAAUACUGCCGCUAUCAAAAGUGCCUGGCCAUGGGCAUGAAGAGAGAAGUGGCCAAGAUCAACGACAGAUCUGUUCAAGAGGAGAGGCAAAGGAACAAGGAACGAGAAGGCGAGGUGGAGUCCACCAGUGCUGUGAAUGAGGAAAUGCCAGUUGAGAAAAUUUUGGAAGCGGAAAUGGCUGUAGAACAAAAGACAGAGCUUCAUGCAGAUGGGAGCUCAGGUGGCAGCUCUCCCAACGAUCCUGUCACCAACAUCUGCCAGGCAGCAGACAAGCAGCUUUUUACCCUGGUGGAGUGGGCCAAGAGAAUCCCUCACUUCUCUGAGCUACCCCUGGAUGAUCAGGUCAUCCUACUGCGUGCAGGCUGGAAUGAACUCCUGAUUGCAUCAUUCUCCCAUCGGUCCAUCUCGGUGAAAGACGGGAUUUUGCUGGCCACUGGCCUGCAUGUCCACAGGAACAGUGCCCACAGUGCAGGUGUUGGAGCUAUCUUUGACAGGGCGAACAAUGCUGAGGUUGGGGCCAUAUUUGACAGGGUUUUGACAGAGCUUGUAAGCAAAAUGAGAGACAUGCAAAUGGACAAGACAGAGCUGGGCUGUCUUCGAGCAAUCAUCCUCUUCAACCCAGAUGCCAAGGGUUUGUCAAACCCCAGUGAGGUGGAGCUUCUGAGAGAGAGGGUAUAUGCAUCUCUUGAGGCUUACUGCAAACAGAAAUACCCUGAUCAGCAGGGCAGGUUUGCAAAGCUGCUCCUGCGACUCCCAGCACUUCGCUCCAUCGGCCUGAAGUGCUUGGAGCAUUUGUUCUUCUUCAAACUGAUUGGUGACACACCUAUUGACACCUUCCUGAUGGAGAUGCUGGAGGCGCCUCACCAGCUGACUUAAGGGAGCUGCAUCCAGUCUGGUCAGGAUCCCAUGAGCACCAGGACUAUCAACACAGCGGCCUGUGUUUGGUCGUUGGCUCCUCUUGUUGGGGCUCGCUCAACCUGCUGGUGUUGUUGUACCAGCUUUCACACACAAUAACACAUGUCCCUUGUGUCCAUGGAGAACCAUCUUCUCACAUACACACACACACACACACACACACACACACACACACACACACAUCGGUCACUGAAAUUCCCUACAAAAUUUGACAUGCAAAUGAAAUACAAUAAUACACAGAUAAAAUGGCUUGAAAUGAACUAUAUUAACUCUCACACACAGAAAUACACACAUGCAUGCAUUUUCACUAUCUUUUCCCGUUCUUGGUGUCCCCAAACAAGGGUGAUGACUCAAGGAAUAUACAGUAUCUCCUUUUCAUCCCAGAUUUACAGUAAAUGUCUUAAUUUUAAGUUAGGCUUCAGCUUUUACAUUUUCAUCUCACAGUGGGUUUGUGCUUCUGUGUAACUGGUAUUUUUCUCUUGUUUUUACUUGGGUUACUUGCAGUUAUUGCUAAUCACACCUCUAUAUUAUAUUCAUCACUAGCUAGUUAGUUAUUGUGUAUGAUUUUUGGCUUAAAAUCCAGUGCAAAGCAUAUAAAAUCAACUGUCCUCCAUCAAACAAAUUGACUUCUUAUUGUCAAGAUUUGUCCUAUGAAGGACAUGCGGCUACAGCUUCCCAGUUAAUUCUUUUACCUGGUGAAAAUUGAAAUAUUUUAUGUUCUUUUUUUAUGCUGAAACUUAUUUGAGUUUCUAUUUUCGAAGUACUGUACUCAUGAAAUGAGAGCUUUUUCUAAGGCAUUGAAAUCCAGGAAAAGGGUCUGGGAGUGCUUUGUUAAACAGACAAAUGUAGUCCCUCCCACCCCGAUGCGCACAGCGGGAUUUGUAAGACAAGAAGAAUGACUUGAAUCUUUUUUUUUAUUUUUAUUUUUUUCCCUAAGUUUAGAUUUGAUACUUUUUAAUGCUUUGGCAGAUGUAUGGUAUUUUUAACAGCUUGAGGCUCACAGGAAGUAAAGCAUCAUGCAAGGAAGGGUUUUGUUUUAGUUUUCCCAAAAAUCCUCCCUUUUCUGGUGGUCAUUAAUGCACUUUUGUGAGGUGUAACUGUAAAAGUUCAUCUCUCCCAGAAAUGACCAUCUUUUUCUUUUUUUAGACACAUAAGGUGAACUUGACGGUACUAAGUGUAGGGUUUUAUCUUUAUUGCACGGGGUUUUAAUCUUAUUACUUUUUGUUGAGGUUGGUAAAUAAUUGGAAGCUUCCUGUGCAGGUGAUAACCAGGCUGGAUUUUAAUACUACGUAUGUGGCCUGGCAACAGCUUGUUGGUUUGUUGUAACAUCAAGGAGAGGGUUAUUGACCGUGCAACAAAAUAAGAAAUGGUUCUCUGUUCUCUCUGAACAACCCUGACCAUAACUGGACAGGUUGAGUCAUGUGGCCUACUGCUUAAUGAGUCCUUUGAGUGAAUAAAGUCUGUUGAGGACUUUUCUUUUUUCUUUUUUAACAGUAGUGAUUGAGGUGUCCAUGGACUAUAAGCUUGAGAUGUUUGAGGGGCACUGUUCCACACCACUCUGCCCUCUCUAUACAGUUUUGUUUUUUCUUUUUUGUGUAGCACAAAAAAGAGCAACAGAGUUGGAAAACUAAUGUUACAGUGGUGGAAACAAAACAUUCAAUCUGGCCUGAAUCGAAUAUGAAAGCCCUCCUUUAGAAGAAGGUUGGCUGUGGAUGUUGAUUGGUCAACGGUGUGCUCACAUAUGAAUUGCAAAGAUAAUAUUGUUUGUCUUGAUGCUGUAAUGGAAUAAUGGAAUCCAUUAAUGUUAUAGGGUAUGAUAAAAAUCCUACACCUACUACCUGCAGCUUUGUAAACUUUAUUGAGUGUGUGUUGGCCUGAUGCUUGAGACUUUUCUUUUACAUUUAAAUAAUACCAAAAACAAGCAAGGACAUGAGUCUCAGAAACAAAGAGCUGCACACACAUAAGAGAGUGAUGCAUUUGGCUUGUGUAAGCAGAUUUUUUUUUUAAAGUCGUCUCCCAGCUAAUGAACUCAACAUCACACUGUUCUUGAGCCCAGAGCCAUAUCGCACCUCAUUGUUGCUUUUGCCAGUGCUUUCUGUUGUUCUUGGUAACUGGUUGGCCGGAUUUUGUUGACAAUGGCACUUGACAUUCACUGUGAUUGAAACAUGGGCAACUGAAACUCAGCGUUGCAUUGAAAAGUCAACAUGCAGCUAACACAUGACACGGACAAUAACAAACUAGGAGUUACAGCAUCUGCACAUGCUCUAAGGUGAGCAAUGCAGUGGCACACAGAGAUUUAAUUCUACGUUUCUUUGUAAAUUAUUUAAAAGUGUUGACAUUCUGAAGUAUAUUUAGCCUCCUUCAUAGACGCCACAGUCAGCGAACAUUAGAAGAAAAUAUUCUGCAGUAUCGUAUUACAGGGAAGAGGAGUGACGGACCUCUACCAGGUGCUAAAUCAUUGAUGUGGUCUUUUAGUUGAAGAUUUGCACAUUGACAUCAAUGCAAACAGUAUGCAAAUACAUAGUCAAAUUAGACAGGAAUUCUUCACACUUAAUUACAGUGUAGCGUUCUUUUAUUAAAUUUGUCUCAUUGUUUGAUGAUCCCCAUUACCACAUUCAUCUGUAUGGUGGUUAAGACCUUGCACUCUAUCCCCACACCGCAGAUUUGGUAGUUUUCUCUUUUUUUUUUUUUUAAAUUCAGUUAUCCAAAAGAGCAACGGGCAUCCUGCUCAGCAGAAAGUCCAAACACUUCUCGCAGAGAAUCCUUGGCCCUCCCCCAUGUGAUGUGGAUGCAGAGGCUGGCAGUUGACCUGUGAGACAGGUGUGUUUUUGUAAACGUGAAAAAGUUGAUAAAGCCUUACAGUUUUGCAUGCAUACGUGUGGCCAAUUCACCAGCAAAGGUUCCUGGUGUCUGUUAUAUGUAGAUGGACGUCGGCCCCACGUGCAUUGCUGCUGACUCAUGAUUUUUUGUUUUUUUGCUAAAAGAUAAGCAGACUGGUGGCCAGCUUAUGAUGGGGCUGAGAAACACCAACAUCUGUAGGCAGCCUUCGGCUGUAAGGACUUUUAGAAAGUGCUGUAAUGACUUGGGUUGGUUCAGAUGAGCUAAGUGUUUCUGUGGCCACUGGGCUUUUAUAUCUGUGAUGUAGAUUAGACUUCUGACAUCCUGAAACAGUCAGGCUGAAGUAAUACAGUAAGUCUUUGAGUGAAACCCAAAAUUAGCUUUUUCCCCCACGUGUGUGUGCUUGCGUGAAUAAUCUCCUCUGGUUAGUUGGUAUCGCAGAAACUUUCUUUGCAGGAUUCUAGUUCUGGAUCUUCUUCUGGUGAAUGUUUGAGCCUGCUGCAACUGUGCCCUGUUUAUAACUCAGGAUGAGAGUUAGUGCAGCUGGACACAGACGAGCAAAUAAAGGAUACUUCACGCGGAGCGGACUGAGCAGAUAACUGCUUUUGGUUAUGACUCAUCAGAAAUGUUUAAAUAUGCAGCUUGUGUUUUCUAAUGGUAACUUGGUCAGACAAUUAUUUUGGAGAAUAUGUGCUAUGUCUCUGGCAUUUCUCUUUAUUUUAUCUCAGUUUGUUACACAGUAUUGAUUAGCAGAGAAAUCAGCAGAGAAAUUGCAGCUCUUACACCUCCAUAUAAGUUUUCCUACAGCAUUUCUGUUAGUUUUUUUGUUUUUUCAUUUUAUAAUAAGCUUAGCAUUAAAUGAUUAUAAACAUACAUUAAGCGAGCUCAUUAGUUAGCGCAGAAAAUUCUAUGUUUAAAGCCACUUCUUGCUUGCUGAGCAGGGUGACUUUUUUUAUCAAAAGCUGGAGAUUAGGUAUUAAAGUUUAUUUUAGCCUUUCGUUUGUCUGGCCAUGUGUAGGUUUUGAUUCACAUGUGCAUGGCAUUUCAGCAGCUAUGCCUUUUUAAGGGGCAGAAACUAACUGGCUGUGACAUGCUGAGCAUUAUUGAAUUAGUAUGUUGAGUAAAAUAACAGAAGGGCCAAGGAGGAGCAAUCACAUGGUAUGUUGAACUGACGUGUCCGUAACACAACCUGGCCUUCCUUCCAUUGUUUUGCCCCUUCUCCACUGCUUUACUGAAAACCUAAGAUCUUAUUAACUGGUCCACGAGGGCUCACACAUACUGGGCUUUGCAUUGGAAUUGGACUAGUGGAAUACACCUAUGAUUCUUGGACUGUUUGAGUAUGUGAAAUUUUUAUAUGGGACAAGUGUUUGAAAGCUAUAGAGAAGGGACUUGCUGCCACGUGUCCCUCUUUGCUAAUUUUACUUGACGGCAGAGCUGUGACGAUCCGCCGUCUCCACGGGAGACGGCUGAAUUGCGCCGCACUGCCCACAAAUAUUUGUUGUUGCAACAGUGUGCACUCGAGGCAGACGCAUGCUGUGACCUUUUGACUGUGGAGCAGUAUUGUUGUCGCCAUCUUUGUUACAUUUGGAAAUUUCUUGGAUUUUGAAUUUCUUUUGAAUUUUUUUUAAUUUUUUUUUUAAAGAUCACAUGCUAUGACUGAAGACUUGAUCAUCGUGUUUUAUCCCGACAUGAGAGCGGUGUUGUUGCGCAUCCCCAGGAUCCAAGGCCCAUCCUGUCAUAAUCAUUGUGUUUACAUGGACAUUAAUACUCAAACAUCAUAUUAAGGCAAUAUGCUGAAUAAUCCCCUUGCAGGCUGUGGCUCAGUGGCUGGAGUCGGUUACUUUCCAACCAGGGUCUCCUGAUGCAAGGGUUGUAUCAGUAAUGGCAAUCUACGUCAAAACCUGUGCCAAAUCAAUACCGCCUUGGUGAAACAGGGAAAAGCCCAAAGAAAUUACUUUAAAAUAUGUAACAUGCUACAUGGAGUAUGCCAAUCAUAGUCGUAUCAUUGAAGACAUCUAAUCACUUAACAUCAAAAUAUAAUCUCCUGUGGACAUCAAUGGCCCCCUCACAUGACAGUUGCAAAACGUUUGAGUGUAAAAGAUGGGUAAAUCUCAUUAAAAAUUAAAAAAAAAUAUUGAAUUGAAGCUUUUCCUUAAUAAAGAAGGAAAAAAAGACUCAACGUGGUAUCAUUAUGGCAACAAAUUCAUGUUUGUUGCAUGAACUUCUUGAGGAAAGGUUGAGCUCCCGGUUUGUGCACAACUGUAAUGAGAUCUGGCUAACAUUCAGACUAACAAAUGUCCAUUUGUUUUUGUUGCAAUAUGAAAUCGGUUUUCUAAAAGCAAUUCACGAAAACCCUUUAAUUGUAACAAUGCAGUAUUUAAAUGGUGAUUUUUGUCCAUGUAAACAUAACGACUGAGAACUAUUGUGUACUAUGCAGCCUCGACACCGCCACUCUCGUUGUUGCCGUUUGUUUUUUUUUAGUUUUGUUUUUUUUAAUCACUGCCAAGCUGUUUGCAGCCAUCUUAAAUGCAGGGACUCGCGUUCCAAGUGUUUUUCUGUUAUUAAAUGUUGUGAUAAUUGUGCAGCACAUGAAAGACGGCGUUCUAACCUUGGCCUGCGUAAAGCAUUUGAAACUGGGGCCCUAAUAGGAUCGGGCUGACGGCUCGUGUGGAGAGGGCAAGCCUGGUGUCUGGAGAGAAGUACCAGUACACCAGUGGACCAGAGCGGGGACCCCUCUGGUGCUCAAGCUUUGUAUUGGGGCUUUUUAUAGGGUCCCACAACCGGAUGACAAACGAACAUGAGUGAAACUGAAACAGGAAUGAUUCAACAGGGCUUUUUUAAGUCUUGUGUUGUACCGGAUCUCCUUCAGUCGCUUUUGGUUGACUAUUUUUGCAACCAGAUGUCAACUAUAGUCGAGGCCUUGCGCGACUGUGGCUGAAGAAAAUCUUCAGAUCUUUUAGCUCACGUGGAGAGAAGUCAGUUCUAACAGUAGUGACAAAGCCUCUACACUUAACGGCAACGGUGUGUCUGGAAGAGUCUGGAGGCAAAAAAAAAUAACCGAAUAGGAGGAAUUAACUGAUACACCUGCUUUUGUCUUUUUUAAGAAGGUGGAGUGCUGGUGUUUAUUGUAAGAGGGGCAAGUCAGAAGGGGCAAAAGGUAAUUAAAUAAAGAGGGCAGAGGCCUAAAUGACUUGGAUCACAUCUUAAGUUGUUGAUUUGAGAGGAAAAAAAACAGUCAAAUCUAUUUUUCUGUAGUUCUAAGAUCUUCCUAAAUUGUUUACUCUUCACUUGAAAAGCUUUCACACACCGUUUCUUUGUCUUGUUUCCUGUUGUCCUCUUUUCCAACUAUGCUAUUCACCUUUUCUUUAUUACAAAGUAUUAAACAAAUGCAAGAACUGAAAAAAUAAGAAUGGAAUCUGUCACUUUUGCGUUUAAUUUGUCUCUUUCUCUUGUGUCUGUACUUUGUCCUGUUUGUAUUCGACUCCAUCGUACACUUGGAGCUGAUUGACUAUUGUGUGCUUUGGGGAUUGAAAGAAGAAAAAAAAUAUGAAUUAUUUUCAGUCAUUAAUUUGAAUCUUGUUUCUGUUUGUUGUAUCAUGUCUAAGUAAACGUUUUAAUACUGUA
This is a messenger RNA of Cololabis saira (Pacific saury), 8146 nucleotides long. RefSeq names its product retinoid x receptor, beta a (gene rxrba). The transcript is spliced from 13 exons. Gene Ontology annotation, molecular function: zinc ion binding; nuclear receptor activity; nuclear steroid receptor activity. NCBI's taxonomy places the organism in Eukaryota, Metazoa, Chordata, Actinopteri, Beloniformes, Belonidae. The record is from RefSeq and is a predicted model, not a curated record. Bases 233 to 1645 code for a protein of 470 amino acids. Gene Ontology annotation, cellular component: nucleus; RNA polymerase II transcription regulator complex. Gene Ontology annotation, biological process: cell differentiation; response to retinoic acid; retinoic acid receptor signaling pathway.